AUGCGUGCAGUGCGAAACACGACACGACUCUCCCUCACUCGGGCUGCCCGACAUUGGUCGCACACAUCCUCGCGACAUUUCGGCACGAGCGCGCCGAGAUUUGCAGCCUCCUUGGCUGAGGCGGAGGGGGCGACGUCGGCCGCGCUCAACCCACGAUGGUUCUCGGACCUGACGGAUCGCAUCCAGAAAUGCCUCUCGCUGCGAUUGUGCGACCAAGAUGACCAACGACUGAGGGAGCAGCUCGAUUACCUCGACAAAAACUGGCUCGAUAUCUCUGCCGAGCGUGAAGGUUUCCUGUCCAUGGAGAGAUGGAGAGGGCUGGAUAGAGUGCCUGUACAGUGGGGCGAUAUGCAUGGUGAGUGGCCCCCCUCCCCCUUUCCGCAAUCCGGAACCAAGGACUCGGACGCAGGACUUAUAUGUGCUUCAAGGGUAAAUAGUGUCGCACGACGACAAGACACUCUGCCGGUUCGCGCGUCGCUGACCACAGCAGGUCAUGUCAAUAACGUCGUGUACAAUCGAUACGCUGAAGGCGGGCGCGUUACUUGGAUUCAAAGUUUUGGCGCGGAAUCGGAUGCGGCGCACAGGCAACGCUGGACCAAUCUUAUGAAGCCAAAGGGUGUGGGAUGCAUAUUGAAGAGCAUCAAGAUGGACUACAAGCUACCCAUCACCUACCCCGAUCGGAUAACUGUCCUUCACAAGAUGUCGCGGAAACUAGAGUAUGGCGCCGACAGCAUCUUCCUCGAGGGAGCUGUUCUAUCGGAAAGCAGCAAGCGGAUUGCAGCCAGAUGCUUUGAGGAGAUUGCCGUGUACGAUUAUCAAGCGGGCCGGAGAGCACCGUUGGAGGACUUUAUGGUCGAUGCCUUCCGGGCCGUGUAUGAGCGUCAGGAAAGGUGCAAGGCAAAGAGGGACAGCGAGGUGGCACAGCUGCAAGCCUUGGUUCAGCAGAUCGAGGACAGGGCCGCGUCAGUCGGCAAGUAG
Molecule: messenger RNA, 978 nt
Organism: Drechmeria coniospora
Lineage: Eukaryota; Fungi; Ascomycota; Sordariomycetes; Hypocreales; Ophiocordycipitaceae
Exons: 3
Coding region: 1-978 (325 amino acids)
Molecular function (GO): fatty acyl-CoA hydrolase activity
Source: RefSeq, a predicted model, not a curated record